AUGGGAAAGAUCACCUUCUAUGAGGACCGGGGCUUCCAGGGCCGCUGCUAUGAGUGCAACAGCGACUGCCCCAACCUGCAGCUCUACUUCAGCCGCUGCAACUCCAUCCGGGUGGACAGUGGUUGCUGGAUACUCUAUGAGCGCCCCAACUACCAGGGGCACCAGUACUUGCUGCGCCGGGGCGAGUACCCCGACUACCAGCAGUGGAUGGGCGUCAAUGACUCAAUCCGCUCCUGCCACCUCAUCCCUCCGCACGCCGGCACUUACAGAAUGAAGAUAUACGAGAGAGAGGAAUUCAGAGGACAAAUGACAGAGGUCACAGAUGACUGUCCCUCUCUUCAGGACCGCUUCCACCUCAAUGAAAUCCACUCCCUCAAUGUGCUGGAGGGCUGCUGGGUCCUCUAUGAGCUGCCCAACUACCGGGGGCGGCAAUACCUGCUGAGGCCAGGGGAGUACAGGAGAUACCUUGACUGGGGGGCGGUGAAUGCCAAAGUUGGUUCUUUCAGACGAAUUAUGGAUGUUUACUGAAAUGUUUGCAUUUUCCAUUUUUCUCUUUUAGAAUCUAUUAAAACAUUUAGCUUGUGUUUCUGGCACUAAUAGAGUCCUGUCUUUCUUGCAAUCUGUUGAGCAUUCAAAAGCAAUAAUGGCAUUUGGUCAAACACAAGAACAUGUGUUUUCAAGGUGAAAAGUAACUUCUUAUGAAGAAUAUUAUUUCCAGUACUCUUUUAAUGUCUAAACUCUGGAGGCUGAAAGAAAAGUUCCAUUCAAUUGGGCUAAAUUCAUUUGUAGUUAGUCCUUUACGGACAUAUUUGUAGUUCCAAUGAUGAAUUAGUGCUUAUUGAAACACCUCAAAUUGUCCCUCCAGGUUAUCACGACCAGAUAUCUUCCCUAUAUCGUCCAACUCUUACCUAAUGAGAAAAGUUGUUCUUGGCAUUAGCACUUUUACCUUACCUCCAUAAAUAAAUACACAAACAGGUAUAUUCUCACUUACUCCACUCUGUAUCCUUCUAAAAGCCACUGCCCUUUUUCUCUCAAUUCUAUUACCAAUACCCCAUUCCUC
Messenger RNA from Loxodonta africana (African savanna elephant), 1060 nucleotides. RefSeq names its product gamma-crystallin B. The coding region runs from base 1 to 528 and encodes 175 amino acids. NCBI's taxonomy places the organism in Eukaryota, Metazoa, Chordata, Mammalia, Proboscidea, Elephantidae. The record is from RefSeq and is a predicted model, not a curated record. The transcript is spliced from 3 exons. Gene Ontology annotation, molecular function: structural constituent of eye lens. Gene Ontology annotation, biological process: visual perception; lens development in camera-type eye.